Messenger RNA from Camelina sativa (false flax), 3458 nucleotides. The record is from RefSeq and is a predicted model, not a curated record. NCBI's taxonomy places the organism in Eukaryota, Viridiplantae, Streptophyta, Magnoliopsida, Brassicales, Brassicaceae.
UUCUUCCACUUCUCAUUAUCCCUUUUCAAUAUCUCUCAGCAUGUCUCUCAUUGCUUCUUCCUCUUUUCCCACUUGCAACUACAAAUUUAAUGUCUUCUCGAGCUUCCACGGGCCGGACGUCCGUAAAACACUUCUUAGUCACAUGCGCAGACAAUUUAACUUCAACGGAAUCAGUAUGUUUGAUGAUCAAGGGAUUGAGAGAAGCGAAGAGAUUGCCCCUUCACUCAAGAAGGCUAUCAAAGAAUCGAGGAUCUCAAUCGUUAUUCUCUCCAAUAAAUAUGCAUCAUCGAGAUGGUGUUUGAACGAAUUGGUGGAGAUCUUGGAGUGCAAACAAUCCAUGGGAAAGAUAGUGAUGACCAUCUUCUAUGGAGUAGAUCCAUCUGAUGUACGGAAGCAGACCGGGGAACUCGGGGUCCAUUUCAAUGAAACUUGUGCACUUGGGACGGACAAGGACAAGCAGAAUUGGAGCAAAGCUUUGAAGGAUGUGGGAAACAUUGCUGGAGAAGACUUCUCAAGAUGGGAUAAUGAAGCCAACAUGAUAGAAAAGAUUGCCAGAGAUGUUUCAGGUAAACUGAAUGCUACACCAUCUAGGGAUUUUGAUGGUAUGGUGGGUAUCGAAACUCACUUGAGAGAAAUGGAGUCUUUGCUAGAUUUUGAUAAUGAUGAAGUCAAGAGGGUUGGAAUCGUUGGUCCGGCAGGCAUUGGUAAGACAACCAUAGCCAGAGCUUUGCAUAGUCGACUCUCUAAUAGGUUUCAGCUUACUUGUUUUGUGGACAAUCUAAAGGGAAGUUAUCUUCGUGGUCUAGAUGAGUUGCGUUUACAAGAACAAUUUCUUUCAAAUCUUUUGAACCAAGAUGGUUUAAAGAUACACCAUUCAGGGGUAUUAGAAGAAAGGUUGUGCAAGCAGAGAGUCCUCAUCAUUCUUGAUGAUGUGAACAAUAUUAUGCAAUUAAUGGCGUUGGCUAAUGACAAAACAUGGUUUGGUCCAGGAAGUAGGAUUGUAGUUACCACAGAAAACAAAGAGCUUUUGCAGCAACAUGGCAUCAACAAUACAUACCAUGUGGGUUUUCCAUCUAAUGAACAAGCUUUCAAGAUCUUAUGUAAAUAUGCUUUUAGAAAAUACCACUCUUAUCAUCAUGGUUAUGAGAAGCUUGUACAAAGAGUAACACAACUUUGUGAUUACCUUCCAUUGGGUCUCCGAGUAGUGGGUUCAUCUUUAUGUGGGAAGAAUGAAGAGGAGUGGGAAGAAGUAAUACUCAGGCUAGAAACUAAACUUGAUCCAGACAUCGAGGACGUACUAAGAGUUAGCUAUGAAAGUUUAGAUGUUAAUGAGAAAACAUUAUUUCUCCACAUUGCAGUCUUCUUCAACUACAAAGAUGAUAAUCUAGUGGAAACCAUGUUCGCAGACAGUGGUUUAAAUGUCAUACAUGGGUUGCAAGUCCUUGAUACUAGAUCUCUCAUAGAGAUAAGGGUAUCUACAAAUGGGAAAAGAAUAGUGAUGCAUAGAUUGCUACAACAAGUGGGUAAAAUGGUCAUUCAUAAACAAGAGCCUUGGAAACGUCAAAUCUUAAUGGAUGCUAAUGAGAUUUGUGACGUCCUUGAAGAAGCCAAAGGUACCAGGAACGUUGUUGGUAUAUCAUUUGAUAUAUGUGGUAUCAAUGAAGUAUCUAUAAGCAAGAAAGCUUUUAAAAGAAUGCCUAAUCUUCGAUUUGUCAGAGUUUACAAAAGUAAAGAUGGUGGGGAUGAUAGAAUGCAUAUACAUGGGAAAAUGGAGUUUCCGCGUAGUCUAAGAUUACUAAAUUGGGAGGCAUACCCAAGCAAGAGUCUUCCUCCUAAAUUUCAUGUUGAACAUCUUGUUGAGCUUGAUAUGAAGUGUAGCAAGCUCGAGUGCCUCUGGCAAGGAGCCCAGCCUCUUAAGAAUCUCAAGAAGAUGGAUUUGUCAGGGUCUUUUCAUUUGAAGGAAGUCCCAGAUCUUUCAAAUGCUACAAAUCUGAAGUAUUUGAAACUAAGUGAUUGCACGAGUUUGGUAGAGAUUCCAUCUUCUUGUACACAUCUUCAUAAACUAAUUGUCUUGUGGGUGGAUGGCUGCAUAAACCUAGAGGUAAUUCCAACUCAUAUGAAUUUGGCAUCUCUAAAAAGAGUUUGCAUGACCGGAUGCUCAAGAUUAAGGUAUAUUCCAAGUAUGUCAACGAACAUUACAUCUAUGCAUAUCACAAAGACAGCGGUUGAAGUGGUUCUUCCAUCAGUAAGGCUUUGCUCUCGUCUUCGGUUUCUCAGUUUACGCCAUAGUGGAAAGUUGAAGGAAAUAACACAUUUCCCCAUGAGUUUAAAACAACUAAACCUAGGCUACACUGAUAUUGAAAGGAUUCCAGAUUGCAUCAAGGCUCUUCAUUUGCUACAAGAGCUUCAUCUAUCUAGCUGCAAAAGACUAACAUCAUUGCCAGAACUCCCUAGUUCGCUUGAAUUUAUAUUUGCAGAUGAUUGUGAAUCAUUGGAGACCAUAUUUUACCCUUUGGACACUCCAAACGCGAGCUUCAAUUUCACCAACUGCUUCAAAUUUGGCCGACAAGCACGAAGAGCAAUUAUCAAACGAUCGUUUUAUCUCAAAAAAGCGCUUUUACCCGGAAGUCAAGUUCCUGCAGGGUUCGAUCACCGUGCCAAAGGAAAUUCAUUAACCAUUCAUUCAGACGGUGACGGGUCUUACACCGGCAUUUUGGUUUGCGUCGUGAUUUCCCCUAACCAGCGAAUCACAGAAGAAGAUCUUUCCAAAAUAGUGUGCCGUCACAUAGAAGACGACAAUCCAGUUGGUGAGGGCUUAUUCUACGUAGGCAAUGUCUACAAAUUUCGAACGGAACAUCUACUUAUAUUUCAUCAUUGCUGGCUAUCUACCGAAACGAGCAGAGAGAUGGUUUUCGAAUUCAGCAGCAAAUACCACGACUUCGACGUUAUUGAAUGUGGUGCCAUGAUCUUGACCGACGAGAGCAUCAAAGGGACUCGCACCUCGAAUAUGAGCAACGAGAUAGUUAUAGAAUUGAGCAGAAGAGAACAAGGCUUGGAUGUUAUUGAAUGCGGUGCCAAGAUCUUGAUUGACGAGAGCAUCAAAGGGACCUAUGAAUCUGGAUCAGACCAAGUGUUUGAUGACGAAAUUGAUAAGUUGAACCCAGCUAAGCGUUUGAAGAUGACACCGAAUACUGUGAGCGUACAAAUAGAGUCGUCGAGCGAAAGACAGAGAAUUUCCGAGGAUAAUCCACUGCUUCGAGCACUCCAAUUUUGGGAGAAACGUCAGAUGCUUGGGCAUUUUUAGGCGAUAGAAUACAGAAUAAUAGAGCAAUAAUAGUAAACAUCUCUUUAUUUGUAACUACGACGAGUCUUGUGUAAUUGUGUUGACCUCCUUGGUGAGGCAUAACAAUAAGCUUUCACAACGAAAGACUUGACUGAGUUCACCUAUUCGCUUUAUA